Molecule: messenger RNA, 2862 nt
Organism: Exserohilum turcica Et28A
Lineage: Eukaryota; Fungi; Ascomycota; Dothideomycetes; Pleosporales; Pleosporaceae
Exons: 2
Coding region: 115-2862 (915 amino acids)
Biological process (GO): proteolysis
Molecular function (GO): dipeptidyl-peptidase activity; serine-type peptidase activity
Source: RefSeq, a predicted model, not a curated record
GUCCUUGCCGCGCCAUAAUUCAUACAAGUGGUCACUCGUUACUUGCGUCGCUCCGUGAUAAACAUGCGCUGAUUUAACUGGUGGCAUUUUCCCCAUUUUAUCCAAUACAUCAAAAUGCCGCGACCACGCGACGCCCUCAAGGAGGAGGAAGCGGAGCUCCUAACCAAAGACGAGCGAUCCGCGCGCACCUCAGAAGACGAGUCCGAAGGUUCCAUAUCGACCAUCUCCACCACUUCGCUCGUUCUCGAACACAUCAACAACCCAGCAAUCAACGGUGCAUCGCUCUCAAAGCGUGGAGAGAAGUACACGGAUAACGAUGAAGAUGCAGGUCGCUCGCAGGAGCAGUUCGACAUCGAGGGCGCGCAAUACCGUGCACCUGCUGCAGUAGACAAGAAGACACGGAGAUGGCUAUGGAUUAUAGGCACAGCAUGCGUGGCUGGAUGGACGCUUGCGCUGGUGUUCUUUCUUAUGAACGGCACCUACAAGCACGUCUCGAGCCGGCCACACGACCCCCUUGCGAGCUCCACAAAGGGUUCAGGAAAGAAGAUCACCAUGGAAGAUGUCAUGGAGGGUCGGUUCUACGCCGAACAGCAGAGAAUCGAGUGGAUAGCGGGUCCACAGGGCGAAGACGGCUUGUUGCUUGAGAAGAACAUUGGGGCGGGUGACUACUUGGUAGUAGAGGAUAUCAGAAACAAGGGUGAUAACAAGGACUCAAAGACCAAGACUACACUUAUGAAGGAGAAAAGCUUCAAGGUGGGCGACUCAUAUAUCUAUCCCAGCAAUGAAUGGCCCAGCAAGGAUUUUAAAAAGGUGCUUCUCAUAUCGAAUUACGAGAAGAAUUGGCGACACUCGGGUACUGGAAAGUAUUGGAUAUUCGAUGUGGCAACACAGACUGGCGAGCCUCUUGAUCCAGCCAACCCAGACGGCGCAAUCCAGCUGGCUUCCUUGUCGCCACAGUCGGAUGCAGUCGUGUUUACAAGAGACAACAACAUGUUCCUGCGCAAGCUAGACUCCAAGGAAGCCAUCCAAAUCACAACGGAUGGUGGAAGUCAGCUGUUCUACGGCGUGCCUGACUGGGUAUACGAAGAGGAGGUUUUCCAGGGGAACAGUGCAACUUGGUGGUCUGAAGACGGCAAGUACAUUGCCUUUUUGCGCACAGAUGAGUCCAUGGUUCCGACAUACCCGGUGCAGUACUUUAUAUCGCGGCCUAGCGGGGAAAAGCCCAAGUCGGGCGAGGAAAACUACCCCGAAGUUCGUAACAUCAAAUACCCCAAGGCCGGUGCGCCAAACCCGGUCGUAUCGCUGCAAUUCUAUGAUGUCGAAAAGGGCGAGGUAUUCAGUGUCAAGAUUGAGGACGACUUUAAGGAUGAAAACCGCUUGAUUACUGAGAUUAUCUGGGCGGGAAAGACGAAGCAAGUACUCGUCCGAGAAACAAACCGUGAGAGCGACACCCUAAAGCUUGUGCUGAUGGACGUUGAAAAGCGUACGGGAAAGACCAUCAGGACGGAAAAUGUUGCGGAACUGGACGGUGGAUGGUUCGAGGUGUCACAGAAGACCACAUUUGUACCAGCGGACCCUCAAAACGGCCGCCAACACGAUGGCUAUAUCGACACCGUCAUUCACGAGGGAUAUGACCACAUCGGAUACUUUUCACCCUUGGAUAGCGACAAGCCUGUGUUGCUCACCCAGGGCCAGUGGGAGGUUGUCGAGGCGCCGUCCCGAGUGGACUUGAAGAACAAUCGUGUCUACUACAUUUCCACCGAGAAAGGUUCCACGGAACGUCACCCCUACUCUGUCUACCUGAACGGCACCGGAAAGAGCGAGCUAUUGGGGGAUGGUGGCUCAGGAUACUACGAUGCAUCCUUUUCGGCUGGUGGUGCGUAUGCCCUAGUGAGCUACAUGGGACCUGGCAUCCCAUGGCAGAAGAUUAUCAGCACGCCUGCGAACAAGGAAAAGUACGAAAAGGUGGUUGAAGAAAACAAGAGACUGGAUAGCUUUGUACGCCAGCGCGAGCUGCCAAUUCUCAACUACCAAACCGUUGAUGUGGACGGCUUCACACUGAACGUUCUCGAACGCCGCCCGCCGCAUUUCAGCGAGAAGAAGAAGUACCCGGUACUGUUCUACCAGUACAGCGGUCCAGGCUCUCAGGAAGUGCACAAAAAGUUCCAUGUCGAUUUCCAAUCGUAUAUUGCUGCCAGUCUCGGAUACAUUGUCGUCACUGUGGAUGGACGCGGCACGGGUUUCCUCGGUCGCAAGCUACGCUGCAUCACCAGAGGCAACAUUGGAUACUACGAGGCGCACGACCAGAUUGCAGUGGCCAAGAUUUGGGCAAGCAAGAAGUAUGUUGAUGCUGACAGAAUAGCCAUUUGGGGUUGGAGUUACGGUGGUUUCAACACGCUGAAAACGCUUGAGCAAGACGGUGGAGAGACGUUCAAGUACGGCAUGGCGGUUGCACCCGUCACAGACUGGCACUUCUACGACUCCAUUUACACGGAGCGUUACAUGCACACGCCGCAGAACAACCCGACGGGCUACGAAAACUCAACCAUCACCGAUGUUGCAUCACUCGCGAAGAAUGUUCGAUUCCUCGUCAUGCACGGUGUUGCCGACGACAACGUGCACAUGCAGAACACGCUCACUCUACUUGAUCGACUGGACCUGGCAGGCAUCGAGAACUACGACGUCCACGUGUUCCCUGAUUCGGAUCACAGCAUCUACUUUCACAAUGCCAACAGAAUCGUUUAUGACAAGCUCAGGUGGUGGCUUAUCAAUGCUUUCAAUGGCGAAUGGGAGAAGAUACAAAAGGCUAGCCCCAAGGCGCAAAUUGAUGCUCGACUCAAUGAACGGUCGAUAGUGCGGUAG